Messenger RNA from Armigeres subalbatus, 2693 nucleotides. RefSeq names its product WD and tetratricopeptide repeats protein 1-like. The record is from RefSeq and is a predicted model, not a curated record. Gene Ontology annotation, biological process: negative regulation of fatty acid biosynthetic process. NCBI's taxonomy places the organism in Eukaryota, Metazoa, Arthropoda, Insecta, Diptera, Culicidae. The coding region runs from base 185 to 2071 and encodes 628 amino acids. Gene Ontology annotation, cellular component: Cul4-RING E3 ubiquitin ligase complex; cytoplasm. Gene Ontology annotation, molecular function: protein binding. The transcript is spliced from 8 exons.
AAAGAAGCAAAAUUUUGUUUUUCUUCAUCAGUAGCAACAGCAGUGAAAAGUGGAUUUUGAUGUAAAUUUUAUUUCAAUAAAUAAAUCCAAAUUCCAUAUAAUCAAGUGUUGGAAAAACUAAAAACUUGUAACCAACUAUUUUGCUUCAACCUUUUCAGAAAAUAGUGAAUUGAAGUUCUCCGCAAUGAAGCGGAAGUUUAACUAUCCGAACGUUACGAAUGUAGCGCAGAUUUUGCUCGACCGAAACUACGGCGACAUCGAGCAUAUCCUUAAAAAUCGACUGAAAACAGCCCCGCAGUUUAUUGACAAGAUCGAACUCGAGGCGGAACUGAAAGGACACAACGGCUGCGUCAACUGUUUGGAAUGGAGCACUAACGGACGGAUCCUUGCUUCCGCUUCCGAUGAUUUCCAUGUCAUGCUUUGGGACCCUUUCACCCACAAGCAGAUUCUUGAUUUGGCUACCCCACAUGAGGGAAACAUUUUUUCGGUUAAAUUCCUGCCGAAGCGGAACGACUCGAUUGUGCUGACCGGAGCCGGUGACUGCAAACUGUAUGUCUUCGACAUCAAUCGGGGAAAUGACUUGCCCAUUCGGAAGUGCCAGUGCCACGGGCAACGGAUAAAGCGGCUGGCCACGACACCGAAGCUGAUAAACCUAUUCUGGUCCGCGGCAGAGGACGGCAAGGUGCUGCAGCAUGACAUGCGAACGGCGCACACUUGCAAGGCCAAUGAUGCGAAUGUACUGAUCAACCUGAAGAAUCACAUUAACCAGAUACCGGAGGUGAAGUGCAUCGCAAUCAACCCACACCGGCCGGAACAGAUGGCCAUCGGAGCGAACGAUUGCUACGCCCGAAUUUACGAUCGACGGAUGCUGUCGUUGAUGAAGUUCAGCACCACGGGAGAGUUCAAGCCAAAUGAAAGUGGAGCGGAUAACGUCCCACAGGAAGGUUGCGUCCAAUACUAUUGUCCUGGGCACCUCAGUCGCAACAAAGGCACUGUCUACUCCAUUUACAACCAGAAAGCCAUCACCUAUCUUACCUUCAGUCCGGAUGGUACCGAAUUGCUGGUCAAUAUGGCUUCGGAGCAAAUAUAUCUGUACGACCUCAAUUGUCCACGGGAACCCAAGUUUCUCGAGUUGCCGAAAUUUACCGAACCAAUCAAUGGCACCAAUGGAACGACGGUGAGGAACGGCGAGCGAGUAAAGCACAAACUUCCACCGGAAGUCGAACACAUGAAGAAGGAAGGCAAUGCCAACCUGGAGAAGGAAAAGUAUCUGCAGGCGAUUCAGCAGUACACGCUGGCAAUCAGGAAGGCACAGAAAAAGGACUGCUCCAUGUUGUACUUGAACAGGGCGACCGCACUUAUGAAAAGAAAUUGGUUCGGCGAUGUGUAUGCAGCCGUGCGUGACUGUCAUCAGGCUCUACGUCUUGAUCCACAUUACGUGAAAGCCCACUUUCGCUUGGCACGUGCACUGCUAAAACUGGGUCAGCUUCAAGAUGCCUCGGAAUGCCUCGCGGAACUUAUCAAACGAUUUCCGUCCUACGCGAAAAACCACGGUGUACUGAUGUUGGACAAAGAUAUCGAAGCCGAGCUCGAGAAGCAACGUCAACGGCAACGGGAACGUAUACAGGAACCCGAUGCGGAUCACUAUUCGGUGAACGAGUUGGCUUGGCGUGCCGGUGCACUUGAUUAUCAGGAUCGUUUCGUCGGUCAUCUAAAUACGAAGACUGACAUCAAGGAGGCAAAUUAUUUUGGAGAUGCAAACUACAUCGUAGCAGGCUCGGAUGACGGCAACUUCUUUAUCUGGGAUCGUGACAGUGGUAUGAUUUCCUCCAUCUACCAAGCAGACGAACUGAUUGUGAAUUGUGUGCAGCCGCACCCGUAUGAGUGCCUGUUGGCAACGAGCGGGAUCGAUCACGAGGUCCGCCUGUGGUCACCGCAACCGUUCGAGAAGGUCCCGGUGAAACACCGGGUGGAUGUCGUCGAUGGCACCGUAAACGAGAACCAGAACCGAAUGCAAUCCGAUCCGUUCGACUCGUUUGUACCGGACCAGGCCAUGUGCCGCGCUAGUUAGCUUCUGAUUUCUGACUCAACAAUGUGAUCGAAUGUAGGAUUAUUAAAUUAUUCGCAAUUGCGAUACGAUUUUUAUACAGCUGAGCAGCGGGCUGGCAGUAACCAAACGUGUCGGAGUUGAUAUACCUGUUACAUGCCCCAGACUUGAACGUCUCAUUAUCCUAUAUAAUUGUUAGCACCAUCACUGAUAACCACUCAUACUAUGUACCGUUGAAUUGUCAUCCAUUAGCAGUAGAUGAACAUAAAUAGUAGUUGCAUGUAAUAAUUCAAUUCAAUACGCUACAGGCCUCAGACAGCAGAAACAGUUCAAGGGUUUUCGGUUUGCUCAAAUACUCAGAUCCGUUAAAAACCUAUUUAAAAGUUUUUGGCAAUACUGUGAAAAAAAGAAAGAAAUUAUUUAGUGAUUUGUACUUUUGGAAUGUGAUCCUUUUUACGAUGAGUUCGUAUACGACAUUAAAGAUUGUUUUUUUUUUAAAUUAUAUGUUUAUUUAGAUUUGUCUCGUUUGAACCUCAGUUUCGAGCAAACGUGAAAUAUUGUUGUGAAGAUGGAAGAUAUACUUAAUGAAUAACGUCAUGUUCUGAACGCUGAUCGGAUUAUAAUAAAACAAAUUAAACUAUUACAA